Molecule: messenger RNA, 4787 nt
Organism: Anguilla rostrata (American eel)
Lineage: Eukaryota; Metazoa; Chordata; Actinopteri; Anguilliformes; Anguillidae
Biological process (GO): DNA integration
Molecular function (GO): nucleic acid binding
Source: RefSeq, a predicted model, not a curated record
GGGUUACGUUUGUCAGUGCACGUUCCCUGCACAUUUGAGCCUAUUAGGCGCGCGCCUGGAACAUGCGCACUUUAACUAUGAUGGCGCCGCCCAGGAAGAAGCAUGUCCCUAAUGUUUACUGCGUUGUGAUUCCGUCUGUUGUGUUUUGCAAGUUAACUUUAGUAAACGCUAUGCAACUAUAUUCUUGUCGUCCAUGCCUUGAGAGUUUUACAACGUUUAGCCGAUUCAACACUGGCGACGAGGCGGAUCACACUGAGCGCUACGGCUGCUAGAACCCAUGGACUGGAAUUGGCCGCGAUAACACGGUGAUGUUCGCUAGCUUUUCUGUUUGAUCUGUGAACGCCAUAUUGGCAUGUGUGGACACGGACUUGAGAGGGACUGAAUUCAUCUGAACGGGAGUUUUAUUAGUUGUUUUUUUGCCCUUGCGGGAAAGCGCUAUGACAAGCUUAUGAAGAGCUGGCUAACUUUCGUUAUCGUCUGUAACGUCGCAUUCUGAUUAUCAUUAAAAAGAAAAGAAAACGCGCAACAGGAAAUUAAUCAAGUGAGACAAACUUUGCUAACAUGGCCACAUUUGGACGUAUUGAAGAAUUCACAGAGGAAAAAAGCAGCUCCUGGCAGGAGUAUGCAGAAAGACUAGAAUGUUUUUUUGUUGCUAAUGACAUUGUAGAAGCUGAAAAGAAAAGAGCAGUUUUUUUAAGUGUGUGUGGCCCAGCUACAUACUCCACCUUGCGGUCUCUCCUGACACCACGGCUGCCCUCAGCAGUUCCUUAUGAGGAUAUCAUAAUUUGCCUUGGUCGCCAUUAUAGCCCUGCUCCAUCACCUAUUGUCCAGCGGUUUAACUUCCAUCACUGCAAACAAAAACCAGACCAGCCCAUCGCAAGUUACAUUGCUGAGUUGAGAAAACUCUCAGUUUAUUGCGAAUUUGGGGACCAAUUGGAAAAUAUGCUUCGUGACCGCAUUGUGUGUGGUGUCCUUGAUAUUAAUCUGCAGCGCCGUCUCUUAGCUGAGCCUAACCUAACAUUUGCUAUGGCCGAGGAGAAGGCUGUGACUGCUGAAGCUGCUUCUACAAAUGCACGCAUGCUCCGCCCAGUGGAGGCACCUGUAUCUGACACAGCAGUUGAUGUUCAUCAAACUCAGCCCCGAAGAGGACAGAGUGUUACAGGUGGUGCAACGGAAGGCCGCAAGCCAUGUUUUCGGUGUGGGGGACCUCAUGCGCCACAAAGCUGCCGGUUCAGCACUGCAGUAUGCCAUUUCUGUAAAAAAAGAGGCCACAUUGCUCGUGUUUGCAUGGCAAAGGCACGUUCAAAUGCACCCUCUGCGGCUACACAUGUAGUUGAAGUGCAACCUCAGCAAACUGAUUAUCCAGGUGUGGAAACUGAGGGUAAUUAUCUUAUCAACUGUGUGACUGAGCAUGAAGUACCUCAGAAGAAAGUGCCAUACCAUGCCACCGUCACAAUCAACAGUAGGAAACUGAAAAUGGAAGUGGACUCUGGAGCCGCUUGUUCAUUGAUAAGUGAAGACACAUUUCAUUUCCUCUGGCCUGAAGGAACCCCUCAAUUAAUCAGCGACGACUGUGUUCUGAAACAGUGGUCGAGUGCACCCCUCAGCGUGUUAGGUAAGGUGCUUGUUGACGUGAAAUACCAGAAGAUGGAGUGCACCUUGCCCUUGCUGGUGAUUCAAGGUCGCGGGACCAGUUUGCUUGGACGUGACUGGUUUGGCGCCUUGGGCAUAGAGGUUACAGGUGUGUACCAGGUCCGCCAGCAGUCCACAGCGGCUAUAUUGGCAAAGUAUGCUGAAGUUUUUGCUGAGGAGCUUGGGGCUUGUCGGGGUCCUCCUGUCUCAAUUGAAGUGGAUCCUAACACAGCACCCAAGUUUUUCAAAGCUCGUCCGGUGCCUUUUGCAUUGCGGUCAAAGGUAGACGAGGCUUUAGAUCGCUUAGUCGAGCAAGGUGUGUUCAUGCCAGUGAAACACUCAAGGUGGGCCACUCCGAUAGUACCAGUCACAAAAAAGGAUGGUAGCCUUAGGCUGUGUGGCGACUAUCGUUGCACCGUCAACACAGCUGUUAAGCCAGAUGUCUACCCACUACCCACUGUGAGUGAACUCUUUGCAGCUCUAGCCGGUGGUACGGUUUUCACGAAACUGGAUCUGAAACAAGCGUACCAACAGCUCCUGUUGGACAAUGACGCAGCGGAAUUAUUGACCAUCAACACACAUCGUGGUCUGCUCCGUGCCUUGCGCUUACAGUUUGGAGUGUGUACAGCUGUUUCCAUUUUUCAACGAUUUAUGGACACGCUACUAGCAGGUAUUCCAGGAGUGAAGCCCUACCUUGAUGACACACUCAUUGCAGGCCGGACACAAGAUGAGCAUGAUGCACGCCUUGAUGAGGUGCUACGCCGUUUUGCCGAGAGUGGGUUGCGACUCCAAAAAGAAAAAUGCAGCUUUGCAGUCCCUGAAGUAGAAUACCUUGGAUUUCGGGUGACAAAAGAUGGAAUAAGUCCAACGGGUGAGAAGGUGGCGGCUAUUCGGAACGCUCCCACGCCAAGCAACAAGACCGAGCUCCAGGCCUUCCUGGGUUUGCUGAAUUUUUACAACUGUUUCCUCCCCAAUAAAGCCACUGUCCUUGAGCCGCUGCACCGCUUACUGGACAAGUCGGCAGCAUGGAGAUGGACCGAAGAGCAUACAACAGCCUAUGUGCAAGCUAAGCUGCUGCUGCAGGCUGAUGGCAUCCUUGCACAUUAUGAUGAAAAGAAGCCACUUGUGCUGGUGUGCGAUGCCUCGCCCUAUGGGCUUGGGGCACUGAUGAGUCAUGUUGAGCCAGAUGGCCGGGAAGCACCUGUAUGUUUCGCCUCACGCACCCUGACCUCGACAGAACGAAAUUAUGCCCAAAUCGACAAGGAGGCACUAGCUGUCGUCUUUGCUGUCAAAAAAUUCCACCAAUACUUGUCUGGCCGGCCAUUUGUGGUCCACACAGAUCAUAAGCCCUUGCUCGGAUUGCUGCAUCACUCCAAGCCGAUGCCCCAGGUCCUCUCUCGCAUGCUGCGGUGGAGUCUGAUUCUGGGCGCCUACCAGUAUGAGCUGUGUUACCGGCCUGGCAGGCAGGUGGCCAAUGCAGACGCCCUCAGCCGCUUGCCGUUGCCUUCGGCCACUACGGAAAUUCCACAACCGCUUGAGGUCUUACUGCUAGAGGCCGUUCCAGACGCUCCGGUGCAUGCUGAGAAGAUAGCAGCCCUCACGGUGAAAGACCCUGUCCUCUCCCGUGUGUUGAGAUGGAUCUUGCAGGGCUGGCCAGAUGGAAACAGUGACAAGCGUUUCAGUCCUUUUUUCUCGCGCCGCCAUGAAAUGUCUGCUCACAAGAACUGUGUGCUCUGGGGCAAUCGGGUGGUGGUUCCAGUACUGGCAAGGGCGGAGGUGCUGGCACUACUCCAUGACGCACAUCCCGGCAUUGUGCGCAUGAAAGGUCUUGCGCGCAGCUACGUGUGGUGGCCGGGCAUAGAUGCUCAGGUGGAGGAGGUGGUGAAGAGAUGUUCUACAUGCCAGAUGUCACGACAUAACCCUCCGAGAGCACCUGUGCAUCCCUGGGAGUGGAGCUCAAGGAAGUGGUCCCGACUUCAUGUCGACUUCGCUGGCCCAUUCCAGGGGAAGGUCUUCCUUAUUGUGGUGGACUCACAUUCAAAGUGGUUGGAGGUGGCGUUGAUGAAUUCCAUGUCAUCCGCUGCAGUGAUCACCACACUGCGCCAGCUGCUGGCAACCCACGGUUUGCCUGAUGUAAUUGUGUCGGACAACGGCACAGCUUUUACCUCGGCGGAAUUCAAAGGAUUCAUGGAAAGAAACGGCAUCAGGCAUGUAACGGUGGCACCCUACCACCCCUCAUCCAAUGGGCAAGCGGAACGUAUGGUGCAAACAACGAAGGAGGCAUUAGGAAGAAUCCUGAAGGGAGAUUGGCAGACACGGCUGGCUCGAUUUCUCCUGGCCCAACACACAACACCACACUCAGCCACUGGAAAGAGCCCAGCUGAAAUGUUGAUGGGUCGCCGCCUCACCACGGCCCUUGAUCGCCUUCACCCAGAUUUUGGGGCGGAAAUGCAAGAAAAACAAGAAAAGGCCGCAAGUAAAAGUCAAGGUACGCUGCGGCAGGUCAAGGAAAGAGAGGCUGUACAUAUGCGACACUAUGGAGGAGGCCCAAAAUGGGUACCGGGAGCAGUCGUGGAGGCUACAGGACCACUGUCGUACAGAGUACAAACAGCAGAUGGCCAAGUGCACAGACGCCAUGUGGACCAGCUCAGGGGACGGAUGUCCCCAGCUCCUGAUGCAGCACCUGUUUCUGCCAGUGGUGUACUGGAAUGGCCCUUGGAAUACUACCCCACAAGCUUGCCAGUGCCAGACCUCACACAGGUUGAGGCUACUCAAGAAAAGACUCAGCCCCUGCCGCAGGCGCCUCCCAGUUCUCCAGCUGUGGCUGAUUUCCCAAUUCUCCCUGCUCAACCCCAACGGCCAACCCGCCAGCGAGUUCUUCCUCGGCGCUUUCAGGACUAAAGUGGGGGGAAGGGGUGUGAUGUAUUGGGGUUACGUUUGUCAGUGCACGUUCCCUGCACAUUUGAGCCUAUUAGGCGCGCGCCUGGAACAUGCGCACUUUAACUAUGAUGGCGCCGCCCAGGAAGAAGCAUGUCCCUAAUGUUUACUGCGUUGUGAUUCCGUCUGUUGUGUUUUGCAAGUUAACUUUAGUAAACGCUAUGCAACUAUAUUCUUGUCGUCCAUGCCUUGAGAGUUUUACAACGUUUAGCCGAUUC